AUGGACGUGGACGUGGACGUGGACGUGGACGUGGACGUGGACGUGGACGUGGACCUGGACGUGGACAUGGACGUGGACGUGGACGUGGACGUGGACAUGGACGUAGACGUAGACGUGGACGUGGACGUGGACAUGGACGUGGACGUGGACGUGGACGUGGACGUGGAGGACGUGGACGUGGACGUGGACGUGGACGUGGAGAACUUGGACGUGGACAUGGACGUGAACGUGGACGUGGACGUGGACGUGGAGGACUUGGACGUGGACAUGGACGUGGACGUGGACGUGGACGUGGACCUGGACGUGGACAUGGACGUGGACGUGGACGUGGACAUGGACGUGGACAUGGACGUGGACGUGGACGUGGACAUGGACGUGGACGUGGACGACGUGGACGUGGACGUGGACGUGGACGUGGAGAACUUGGACGUGGACAUGGACGUGAACGUGGACGUGGACGUGGACGUGGAGGACUUGGACGUGGACAUGGACGUGGACGUGGACGUGGACAUGGACGUGGACGUGGACGUGGACGUGGACAUGGACGUGGACGUGGACGUGGACGUGGACGUGGACAUGGACGUGGACGUGGACGUGGACGUGGACGUGGACGUGGACAUGGACGUGGAGGACUUGGACGUAGACGUGGAGGACUUGGACGUGGACGUGGACCUGGACGUGGACGUGGACGUGGACGUGGACGUGGACGUGGACAUGGACGUGGACGUGGACGUGGACGUGGACAUGGACCUGGACAUGGACGUGGACGUGGACGUGGACGUGGACAUGGACGUGGACGUGGACAUGGUCGUGGACGUGGACGUGGACGUGGACGUGGACGUGGACAUGGACGUGGACAUGAACAAGACGUGGACGUGA
Closterium sp. NIES-65 is the source of this 879-nucleotide messenger RNA. NCBI's taxonomy places the organism in Eukaryota, Viridiplantae, Streptophyta, Zygnematophyceae, Desmidiales, Closteriaceae. The record is from the annotation of a GenBank genome assembly.